AUGAAUCACACGCUCGUCAAGGUGCGUCCCACGUUCCAUGGCUAUAUCGAUUCUACGACUGACGUGCUGCUGGUGCUGCAGGCCGUGCUCGACGGCAAGCUAGCGCCCGUGGAGCGCAGGCCAUACGAGAUCGAGCGCUCGCAGCUCAUUGUGUCCGGAAACGUGUUUGUGUUUAUCGAGGAACUCUCACGCAUCCGCCGCUGGACCGACGGCGUGCGCUGGUCGCCCUCGCGCAUACUAGGCAAAUUCCUCGUUUACCGGGAGCUGGACAAGCACCGCCGCGGCGGCCCCGCGCCGCUGCGCCCCAACGGGCUCAUCAAGAAAGCCUUGUCUCUUCAUCUCUACGAUCCUGGCAGCCACCAGCGCCAGACCUUCCACCUGAUCUCCUACUACUCUAAGCGAGACCUGCACGCACACGCCCUUUCAACGCCAUCCCAUGACCCGUUCUUCGAGUAUGUAAGGCCCUGUUCGCAACUGGUCGACGCUCUCGAGAACACCACCAUUGGGGGGGCAAGCCGCGCUGCUACCGCUGCAACCACGGCCGCAACCGCAGGCUCCCAAGGCUCCAGCCCCGCGUCUUCUACGGGGACACCCAAGUCCGCAACUGCAUCCGUGUCCGUGCCCGCAUCCGCGUCCGUACCCGCAUCAGCGACUGACGCUUCUUGUUCAGCAGGCGCACGCGCACCGGCACCGCCGUUGGCCUCGCUGUCUGCGCCAGCGCUACACGCACAUUUGCCUUCUCCCCUUCCCGGAGGCUUGCAUCCUCCCCAAUCCUACUACUACCAGCAGCCGCAGUCUGCGUCAUCUUCGCAGGCAUCUCGUACUCAGUAUCCCUUCGCCCUGCCGAACCAGCGUCAAACGCUCCUGCCACCUCCGCGUCUGGGGCGACCUCGCAUUCAGCUUCCGCCUUUGGUGAAUUCUGCGAUCCCUCCACCCUUCCCUGUGCAUCCCUCAAACAUUCAACUGCAUGCCCUGCCUCCUUACCAACCAAUGCAUACGCAGCCUCGUGCGCCUCCGAACUUUUCAGACUAUCGUCCUCCUGCCUUUCAGCAGCAGCACAUGCACGUCCCACUUCCACCGCAUCAGACAAGCUGCCCCCCUUUUCUGGGCUCUGACCUUCCCCCGGUAGCACACAUUACCAGCCAGUUCCAAACAGACCGCACUACUACAUCACCAAACUUUCACUUCAUCUCCUAG
This is a messenger RNA of Lachancea thermotolerans CBS 6340, 1197 nucleotides long. It is a transcript of the gene MIT1, whose product is annotated as Mit1p. The transcript has a single exon. NCBI's taxonomy places the organism in Eukaryota, Fungi, Ascomycota, Saccharomycetes, Saccharomycetales, Saccharomycetaceae. The record is from RefSeq and is a predicted model, not a curated record. Gene Ontology annotation, molecular function: DNA binding. The coding region runs from base 1 to 1197 and encodes 398 amino acids.